AUCAACGAGACCAAAUUGAGUUUGUUAAUGUUGUUAUCUAUGAUGGUUCCAUUUGCUGUUGACGAUUUGUUUGACUAUACAUAUAAGAAGUACUCGUUUCAUCCACAUGCAGUGGCUCACAAUAAUUAACCGGCGAAAAUUUGUCACAGUGGGCCGCGAAAUGUCCUAAUUCUUAUAUUAUUUAUUCAGCCUUUCAUCAUUUGACCAAAAAUGAUUAAUUAGCUUAGUUCAACGUUAACCGCUUUUGUGUAUGUCGGUUUGCCUCGGCGCGAUGAUAACCUUUUGAAUGGGUGAUAGUUAGGACGUGAUUUUGCGACUACCCACUUAAUUAUCUUCGUAUUCACCCGAAAAAUUAUGAGCUUCGAAAUUAAUAUCUAUAAAGCAUAUAUACAGUGAAAGGAAGGCAAUGUGUUUACAUUAGUUAGAUUUGGUUGAUCUAAAGUAAUGGUUGACAUCUGCUAUUGGACGCGACCGGGGAGUGUACCAUUUCCUAACAUUUGGCGGAAGUUUAAGGGGAAAAAGGAAUUGAACGGUAUAGUGCCGUCAUUUUGGGUGCAGGAUAUACCGGAAGAUGAAUUUGAAAAUGUUACUAGUUGCAUGGUGCGGUAUUUCUGCAGAGAAGAACCCGUUACCAAACAUUCAGAUUUCAAUAAUGAGCCUGAAUCCGUACAGUGUAGGAAAAAAUUAUGGGAUAUAACAUUAGCUCAACGGAUGGGGCUGAUAUGUUACAUGGAAAACCCAAAUCCGAAUGGAAAACCGAUAUUUGCAGCUGUGAACUGUACAUACGUACAGACGAAAUACGACCCGCAAUUUAAAUUAACAGGUAAAACCAUGAACGACUUUGGACACAUAAGAAAGUUACUAACUCAAGAAAAUGAUCCCUUUGAAACAUUAGAAACGGAUGUCCUGCUGUGCGCAUUGGGCAUGUACGUCUUUCGGGAAUUUAGAGGGCAAGAUCUAGGAUUACAACUCUUAUUGGCGCGGGAAAAUAUAUGCAGAGCGUGCGACAUUACAGCGACCGGUACAGUAUUCACCUCCACUAUCUCACAGGAGUUGGCCCACAAAGCAGGAUAUAAAACGUUAUCCGAAAUUUCGUACCGAGAUUUAAGAGACAUUUAUAAGUACGACUAUCCCGGAAUAGAAGAAAAUCAUAAAAGCGUGAAGUACAUGUACAAAGUGUUCUGAUGCUGUUACAAUAUUCUAUAAUAUAGCAUACACCAAUAAUUAUUGGUCUGGUCUAUGAAUGUAGCUAUAUAAGAUUUAAUCCAGCAGUAGGGGUUGGGGUGAUCACACACAAACUUUCGAAUUUUCCUAUACACAAUAUCACGAUGGUACUUUGUAUCAAUAUACAUGGGUCUCAAGUCUAUAGGUAUAUACAAUUUUGUAUUAUUUCUGUUACUUUCUAUUACUGUUUUCAUACGGUGAUUUUGUGUUAUUCAACUUUUUGCAAUGAAACUCCGACAUCACGCAUAUACCUACUAGCGGCAGUAAAAUCCGAAAACUUUUCAUGUGUCAUGUUUUAUUUUUUGCUAUAAGAGCAAAACAAUUAUUUUUAAGUGUAUUCGGUAAUGGUGGGUUUAUGACUCGGCUUAUGCAAUUAUUAUCACAAGUUCACUACUAACAUAACCAAUAGAAACAAAGGUAUGGUUUCGUUGGUUAGCGACACACAAAAAACCUUUGCUUCUAUAAUAUUCUUCUCAGAUUAAUGCCCGUUUGCACCCGACAAAUUUAAGCGGAGCUUAGCUUAAAGCGUCCCUUAAAAUCCAU
Molecule: messenger RNA, 1767 nt
Organism: Photinus pyralis (common eastern firefly)
Lineage: Eukaryota; Metazoa; Arthropoda; Insecta; Coleoptera; Lampyridae
Exons: 4
Coding region: 445-1185 (246 amino acids)
Source: RefSeq, a predicted model, not a curated record